This is a messenger RNA of Drosophila serrata, 1264 nucleotides long. Its product is annotated as Succinyl-coenzyme A synthetase alpha subunit 2. The record is from RefSeq and is a predicted model, not a curated record. Gene Ontology annotation, molecular function: succinate-CoA ligase (ADP-forming) activity; succinate-CoA ligase (GDP-forming) activity. Gene Ontology annotation, biological process: tricarboxylic acid cycle. Gene Ontology annotation, cellular component: mitochondrion; succinate-CoA ligase complex (ADP-forming). NCBI's taxonomy places the organism in Eukaryota, Metazoa, Arthropoda, Insecta, Diptera, Drosophilidae.
CUUUUCGGUAACAGUUCGACUCAAAAUCAGAAAAAAAAUUUAAUAAUUAAAACAGCGCUCUCAAUUUUUCAUUCAUAGGUAUUAAAAAUCGGUGCCAGUAAGUCCACCAGCACGAAAUGUCUAUGACCCGAGUCAUCAGGAGCUGCGCUCUGCUGCGCUCCCAGGCCCGUAUUCGGAUUCCUCUUCAAAUACUGCGGGAAAAGGCCGACUACGGAAAAACCGUGUGCAAUCUUAAGAUCAACAAGGAAACCAAGGUUCUAGUACAGGGUUUUACUGGCAAGCAGGCAACCUUUCAUUCUGAGGCUUCGCUCAAGUACGGCACCAAAAUCGUGGGCGGAGUGUCUCCCAAAAAGGGUGGAACAGAACAUCUCGGCAAGCCUGUGUUCGCCUCCGUCUCGGAAGCGGUAAAUGCGGUCAAGCCGGAUGCCACAGUAAUCUUCAUACCGCCACCUUCCGCUGCUGAGGGCAUUUGCUCGGCGAUCGAGAGUGAGAUUGGUUUAAUCGUUGCUAUUACCGAGGGCAUACCCCAGACAGAUAUGGUUCGCAUUAUGCAGAUGCUGCGCUCGCAAGAAAAGAGUCGUUUGUUGGGUCCGAACUGUCCAGGCAUAAUCUCGCCGGACCAAUGCAAGAUCGGAAUUAUGCCAGGGGAUAUCCACAAAAGAGGCGCCGUGGGCAUUGUAUCUCGGUCGGGAACGCUAACCUACGAGUCGGUUCAGCAGACCACCAAGGUGGGCCUUGGACAGGCCCUUUGCGUGGGUUGUGGCGGUGACCCCUUUAACGGUACCAGCUUCAUUGACGCCCUUCGUGUCUUUCUGCCCGACAAGGAAAUUAAGGGUAUUAUAUUAAUUGGCGAGAUCGGAGGCACUGCCGAGGAAGAAGCUGCCGACUACCUACUUAAAAACAAUACAGGCUGUGAAGCCAAGCCGGUCGUGGGCUUCAUCGCUGGCCAAACGGCACCCCCAGGACGUCGGAUGGGCCACGCCGGCGCUAUUAUCUCUGGCGGCAAGGGCGCGGCUAAGGACAAAGUGGAGGCCCUUCGGAAGGCGGGCGUCCGGGUGGCGGAGAACCCUUGCCACCUGGGAUCCACGCUGCUCGAGGAAAUGGUGCGCCUAAAACUGGUCCCACAGCCGGACAAAAAUGCCCAGGUGGACCAUAAGCAGGCCGGUGGGAAGUAACAAGUGACCACAGAGGAGAAGCCUUUUGAAUUGGUGUAUUUGACCAAUAUAUUAAAGUUUAAAAUAAACUCAAUAAUGUUCCCCUCUAA